AUGUUAAUCACAUUACUUCUUGUCGUAUUCUCGACAGUAUGUUCAGCGGAUAUAUUCACGGCAAUUGCUGAUAUGCAAAAUCUAUUGGGUGCUGAGAAGGAGGUUACCACAAUCAUCUCUGCGUAUAUCGAUUCAGAAUUUGAACGCUUGAAGCAACUUAAAGAUAUGGCAAGUGAAUACACAAGGCGGAACACUGAAGCGGUUUCGUCGGGAAGCAGCUAUGUGACCAAUCCGGUGAACGCUUAUUUACUUAUAAAACGACUCACAUCAGACUGGCAAUAUUUGGAAGAUAUGAUGACACAAAAUUCAGCCGAACAAUUCAUUAAGAAUAUCACUGAGAAACGAAAAACUUUUGGUGAGGUGAGGUAUCCUCAAAGAGAAGAUUUGACUGGGGCUGCAAUCGCGUUACUUCGACUUCAAGAUACUUAUAAACUGGACACUCAUGAUAUAGCGUCUGGAAAUAUUCGAGGCAAAUACAUUGGACAACAGCUCACCAGCCAUGACUGUUUUGAGGUGGGUCGUUCAGCGUACCAGCAAUUCGACUAUUAUCAUACGAUAUUGUGGAUGCAAGAAGCAUUACUCAGAGUUGAGAAUGAAGAUCCACAGACGGCNAGAACAUCAGCGCAGAAAUAUAAUGUGAAGUGGUACGAGGAUAUGCUUGAUGAAAAAGACAGAAUUACUUCGGAAUUACCGCCACUCAGAUUAGAGAGAUUUGACGAUGGAACGCCCGAGCGUGAUUCAUAUGAGUCAUUAUGUCGAGGAGAAGUUCAGGUGAACGAAACGGAACAGUCGAUCGUAUAUUGCUACCUCAAAAUGGAUCGGCCAUUUUUGAAACUGGCGCCGAUCAAAAUUGAGAUUUUACGUUUCGAGCCGUUGGUUGUUCUGUACAGAGGAAUUAUAUCCGAUUACGAGAUCAGUGUUGUUGAGCAACUCGCAGUUCCCAAGUUGAAUCGAGCAACUGUGCAAAAUUCAAAAACAGGUGAUCUGGAAUAUGCACCAUAUCGUAUCAGUAAAAGUGCUUGGUUGAAAGGAAACGAACAUCCUGUAAUUGAACGACUCAGUCGUCGCUUCGAUUUGAUGACAAACUUGAAUCAGGAUACUGCUGAAGAUUUACAGGCACAAAACUACGGCAUCGGUGGUCAUUACGAUCCGCAUUUUGAUUUUGCACGAAGAAGUGCAAAGGAUCCGCGUACAGUAUUGCAAUUACACUGUUAUUUUUUGCAAGUAUUUGGUGAGUGUAUUUUUUCGAAAUUACAGAAAGAAGAAACAAACGCCUUUAAAACGCUGAACACUGGAAAUCGUAUUGCAACUCUUCUCAUCUAUAUGUCCGAUGUCGAGAGCGGUGGAGCGACCAUAUUCAAUUAUCUGAACACAGCUAUUUUUCCGUCCAAACACGAUGCUAUUUUCUGGUAUAACCUCUUGCGAAACGGUGAAGGAGAUAUGAGGACAAGGCAUGCGGGAUGUCCAGUGCUAACUGGCAAUAAAUGGGUUUCGAAUAAAUGGAUGCAUGAACGCGGUCAAGAGUUUCGUCGACCGUGCGGUCUCACACCGGACGCUGCCGAACGAUACAUAGGCGAUCUUACGCCAUGA
This is a messenger RNA of Anisakis simplex (herring worm), 1590 nucleotides long. The record is from the annotation of a GenBank genome assembly. Lineage: Eukaryota; Metazoa; Nematoda; Chromadorea; Rhabditida; Anisakidae.